UGAAUGAGUUCUCUCCUCAUUUCAAGUCAAGAAGCUCCUGACAACAAGGGGACGUGAGUGACAGACGGAGAUAGGAGCCGGAGCCCUGGGUUCUCCACACUACAUGGAAGCACAUACCCAGCUUCUGCCAGCUAGCCACGCAGCUAGCCGUGUCAUGACGUUUGGAGGGCUCUCUCACAUCUGGACGUCGUUGUAACGAGUAACGUUGAGGGAGCCUUGCGGAGCAAAGCACCAACACCCUAUCUGCUCUCGUCAGCCUAAACCGAGAGAGGGGGCAUUUUUUUGGUCAUAUCGUCCUCUUCACCGGCGUGUCUCGACCCAUUCGUGCUCGGGGCCGGACCACCAUGGCUGAGAGGAACUCUACCGGUUUGCUCAUGAUGAUGUUGGAGCCCACGCCGGCUGUCGCUAUGACCCUGCCGGCAGAGGUCCGGGAGAAGCUUGCGGAGCUGGAGCUGGAGCUCUCCGAAGGGGACAUCACUCAGAAGGGCUAUGAGAAGAAAAGAGGCAAGCUGUUGGCACCGUACAUCCCACAGAUACAAGGUGUAGAUCCCUCUCUCCAAAUUGACAACAGGAUCCAGGCGUCAUCCCAGGCUGCCCUCCCAGGUUCCAAACACAACAAGUCUCGGGCUGCCAACACCCGGGAUGAGCGCUUCAGAUCUGAUUUGCACACAGAAGCCGUCCAAGCAGCUUUGGCCAAGUACAAAGAGAGGAAGAUGCCCAUGCCCUCCAAGAGACGCUCAGUGUUAGUUCAGUCCUCUGUGGAGGCAUGCACACCACCAGACACCUCCUCAGCGUCAGAAGACGAGGGCUCGCUUCGCCGGCAGGGACGCCUGGCCACCUCCACGCCCUACCAGGGCCACAGCCACCCCGCCGUCGAGCACUGGUUUAACCGUGUCAUCCAGGGCUCGUCCACCUCAUCCUCCGCGUCAUCCACCUCAUCCCACCCCGGAGGGAGAUCCGUCACCACUACCACCACCACCACCAACACCGCUGCCCACGCAGCUCUCAACGCCAACGCAGCAGCUACCGCAUUGGCCGACCUCAUGGCACACACCCAGCUAGAUAACCACUCAGCGCCCCCUGAUGUGACGGGGCUGUCGGAGCGCUCCUCACUGCAUGCAGAGCGGCCCCAGGUGGCCUCAGUGCAAGGCGUUCCCCGCGGCUACAACCACCACACCAGCGUCAUGGAGACUGCAGAUGGCUAUGAGUGGAGAGGUGAAGGAGCCCUCAGUUUAAUGGAUGGUGUUCCAGUCAACAGUCGAGUAUCCUCCAAAAUCCAGCAGCUGCUCAACACCCUGAAGAGACCAAAGCGCCCGCCGUUGCGAGAGUUCUUUGUUGACGACUUUGAAGAGCUUUUGGAUGUCCAGCAGCCAGAUCCCAACCAGCCGAAGCCAGAAGGCCAGCAGAUGAGUCCCCUGGAAGGAGAGCCUCUCGGGGUUGUCACCAACUGGCCUCCCUCCCUGCCAGCAGCCUUACAACGGUGGGGCACCACCCAGCCCAAGAGCCCCUGUCUGACAGCGCUAGACAAUGCUGGCAAGCCCGUUUACACACUCACCUACGGUAAACUGUGGACCCGCAGUCAAAAACUGGCCUACACUCUUCUUAACAAGCUGAGCACCAGGAAUGAGCCUUUACUUCUGCCUGGAGACAGAGUUGCACUUGUGUUCCCCAACAACGACCCGGUGAUGUUCAUGGUGGCCUUCUAUGGAUGUCUCCUGGCAGAGCUGGUGCCUGUGCCCAUCGAAGUGCCGCUCACUAGAAAGGAUGCAGGAAGUCAACAGAUCGGCUUUCUUUUGGGCAGUUGUGGCGUAACAUUGGCUCUGACCACCGACGCUUGUCAGAAAGGUCUGCCCAAAGCACAGACAGGCGAGGUUGCAACCUUCAAAGGCUGGCCGAGGCUGCUGUGGUUUGUGACAGAUGGAAAACAUGUUGUAAAGCCUCCCAAAGACUGGCACCCCCCAAUACGGGAAGCCAGUAAUGACAUAGCUUACAUAGAGUACAAGACCAGCAAGGAAGGCAGCACCAUGGGCAUCACCGUGUCCCAUUCAGCCAUGCUGGCUCACUGUCAUGCCCUCACACAGGCCUGUGGCUACACUGAGGCUGAGACCAUAACCAAUGUCCUGGACUUCAAGAGAGACGCAGGAUUAUGGCAUGGUGUUCUCACUAGUGUCAUGAACCGUAUGCACGUGAUCAGCAUCCCCUACUCCCUGAUGAAAGUCAACCCUCUCUCCUGGAUACAGAAAGUGCACACAUACAAAGCACGGGUAGCAGUGGUGAAGUCGAGGGACAUGCACUGGUCUCUGCUGGCCCAGAGAGACCAGAGAGACAUCAGCCUCAGCUCCUUGCGCAUGCUGAUUGUAGCCGAUGGAGCCAACCCCUGGUCGAUAUCUUCCUGCGAUGCCUUCCUCAACGUGUUCCAGGCACGUGGGCUGCGACCUGAGGUGAUCUGUCCAUGUGCCAGCUCUUCAGAAGCCAUGACUGUCGCCAUCCGCAGACCUCCAGAAAUGGGUGUUCCUCCUCCGGGCAAAGCGGUGCUGUCUAUGGGCGGGCUGAGCCACAGUGUGAUCCGUGUGGACACGGAGGAGAAGCUCUCUGUCCUAACGGUGCAGGACGUUGGACAGGUCAUGCCUGGAGCCCUGGUUACGGUGGUGCGGGUGGAGGGGACUCCCUACCUCUGUCAGACAGACGAGGUGGGAGAGAUCUGUGUGAGCUCAGGUAGCACCGGCAUUGCCUACUACGGCCUUCCUGGCAUGACCAAGAACAUCUUUGAGACCAUCCCAGUAACAUCGUCUGGAGUCCCAAUCAGUGACAGACCGUUCACCAGGACCUCGCUGCUGGGCUUUGUGGGCCCGGACAAUCUUGUGUUUGUGGUGGGGAAGAUGGAAGGGCUGAUGGUGGUCAGUGGGCGGAGACACAACGCUGAUGAUGUGGUCGCCACGGCGCUGGCAGUGGAGCCCAUGAAGUUUGUUUACAGGGGGAGGAUAGCAGUGUUUUCUGUGUCCGUGCUGCAUGACGAGAGGAUCGUUGUAGUGGCAGAGCAGAGGCCAGAUGCCUCCGAGGAGGACAGCUUCCAGUGGAUGAGCCGUGUUCUUCAGGCCAUAGACAGUAUCCACCAGGUGGGUGUGUACUGCCUGGCUCUGGUGCCCGCCAACACGCUACCCAAGGCCCCCCUGGGUGGCAUCCACAUCUCUGAGACCAAACAGCGCUUCCUGGAGGGCGCCCUGCACCCCUGCAACGUCCUCAUGUGCCCCCACACCUGCGUCACUAACCUGCCCAAACCGAGACAAAAACAGCCAGAGGUUGGUCCUGCUUCUAUGAUAGUGGGCAACCUGGUGGCAGGGAAGAGGAUAGCCCAGGCCUGUGGGAGAGAUGUGGCCCAGCUAGAGGACAAUGACCAGGCACGUAAGUUCCUCUACAUGCAGGAUGUGCUACAGUGGAGAGCUCAGGCCACCCCAGACCACCCGCUCUUCCUUGUACUGAAUGCCAAGGGCACGGUGGCUAGCACAGCCUCUUGUCUGCAGCUGCACAAGCGGGCAGAGCGGGUAGCUGUGGCGCUGAUGGAGAAGGGACGCCUCAACACUGGAGACCAUGUAGCACUCGUCUACCCACCAGGUAUCGACCUGAUUGCCACCUUCUAUGGCUGCCUGUACGCUGGCUGUGUGCCAGUCACUGUCAGACCUCCUCACCCGCAGAACCUGGCCACCACCCUGCCCACCGUCAAGAUGAUUGUUGAGGUCAGCAAGUCGGUGUGUAUCCUGACCACCCAAGCAAUAAUGAAGCUGCUGAAAUCCAAAGAGGCUGCUGCUGCUGUGGACAUCAAGAGUUGGCCCAUGGUGUUGGACACAGACGACCUCCCCAGGAAGAAGAGUCCCCAGAUCUACAAACCUCCCACCCCAGAGAUGUUGGCCUACCUGGACUUCAGUGUGUCCACAACAGGCAUCCUAGCAGGGGUCAAGAUGUCCCAUGCUGCCACCAGUGCCUUGUGUCGCUCCAUUAAACUGCAGUGUGAGCUCUACCCUUCGCGGCAGAUCGCCAUCUGUCUGGACCCCUACUGUGGCCUGGGCUUUGCUCUCUGGUGCCUGUGCAGUGUGUACUCGGGCCACCAGUCCAUCCUGGUGCCUCCUCUGGAGCUGGAGAGCAAUGCGUCUCUGUGGCUGGCAGCGGUCAGCCAGUACAAAGUGCGCGUCACCUUCUGCUCUUAUUCGGUUAUGGAGAUGUGCACCAAGGGCUUGGGUUCACAGACAGAGGCGCUGCGGUUACGGAAUGUGAACCUGUCCUGCGUGCGAACAUGCAUGGUGGUGGCGGAGGAGAGGCCCCGCAUUGCACUCACCCAGUCCUUCUCAAAGAUCUUCAAAGACCUGGGGCUUUCGCCACGUGCCGUCAGCACAACCUUCGGCUGCAGGGUCAACGUGGCGGUCUGUCUGCAGGGCACAGCAGGACCAGAUCCGACCACUGUCUACGUGGACAUGAGAGCACUACGACAUGACAGGGUUCGUCUAGUAGAGAGAGGGUCACCGCACAGCUUGCCACUGAUGGAAUCUGGGAAGAUCCUUCCAGGAGUGAAAGUCAUCAUUGCCAACACGGAGACUAAAGGGCCCUUGGGAGACUCCCAUCUAGGAGAGAUCUGGGUCAGCAGUCCUCACAAUGCUACAGGUUACUACACUGUGUAUGGGGAGGAGGCGCUCCACGCCGACCACUUCAGCACCAAGCUCAGCUUCGGCGAUACUCAGACUGUCUGGGCAAGAACGGGCUACCUGGGCUUCCUGCGACGCACCGAGCUGACUGACGCCAGUGGAGAGCGCCAUGAUGCCCUGUAUGUGGUGGGCUCUCUUGAUGAGACUCUGGAGCUGAGGGGAAUGAGAUAUCACCCCAUCGACAUUGAGACCUCUGUAAUCCGUUCUCACAAGAGCAUAGCUGAAUGUGCGGUGUUCACUUGGACCAACCUGCUGGUGGUGGUGGUGGAGCUGGAGGGCUCUGAGCAGGAGGCCCUGGACCUGGUGGCCCUGGUCACCAACGUGGUCCUGGAGGAGCACUACCUCAUCGUCGGGGUGGUGGUGGUGGUCGACCCCGGGGUCAUCCCCAUCAACUCGCGGGGGGAGAAACAGCGCAUGCACCUGAGAGACGGAUUCCUGGCUGACCAGCUGGACCCCAUCUAUGUGGCUUACAACAUGUGAGGGCUCUGCUGCAGGGCAACCUGUCCGUGUGGCUUAUUGGACAACAGGACAACUACAGGACUAUCUAUGGGGCUUGUAAUGUGUCAAUCGAUGAAUGGAGGGCCCAGUGUCAGCGUGGCUUGUGUUGAAAGAAAGCGAGCUUCCCUCAUUUUUGGGGCGGCUGAGGUGGAAUAAAAAUGAGCACUGGGCUUUACAGCAAAAUGGAGAGAGAGUAUUACAAGAGGAAAAACUGUCACAGAGCGUCAACUCAUGUCUCUUUCUCCCCACGAUUUCUUGCCCCAGCAAACAUAAAUUGUUCCGAAAAAGAGGUUGUAUUUUCACUAAGGUUGGUUUUUGUAUGUGCGACAGAUUUUAUGACUAUUUGAACCCAGGACACCUGAAAGCCUGAAGCAGAUGGUUGUAGUACAAUAACCUACUACACUGUGCCAUUACCAUUAUUUCCUUCAUAAAGCUCUGAAAUUAUGAAUGUCAGUUGUGUUUGCCAGACACUUGUGCCAUAGAAUACCGUAGACACCAGUCCCCAAACUCUGGCUCAAAGCGCCUCAUAACAUGUCUCAUGUUCGCAUAGCCUGCAGCACCGUGUUCGAGUCCGCUGCUCAUGAUGUUGCAAAUGGAAAUGUGUGGCGUGGAGCUCAUGUGCGUGAGAGAGAAACAUGUCUUUUCCAUAAGCAGUCGCAUUAAAUUCAAGGUAAUAGUUCCACAGUAUAGUGCUGCACCCUAAAUUAUCCUCCAGCUUAGUUCAGACUUUGUUUGUUACAUGACCAGGGAGCUCUGUCAGUGUUGAGGGAGGGGCUGUCAUGUCUUCUUUGUUGCAGCAGCUCAUUCCAGCAGUAGUACUUUUUUAGUGUCAGUUACAGAAGUCUUUUAGAUGUUGUCGUAUUUUCACUCUUUCUUGUUCUUUUCUAAGUAUGGAUUAUGUGAUACAGAUGCAAUGUUUUAUCUGAACAAAAUGCAAUAUGAGUGAUGUUGUUUUAAAUGACUGCAGACAUGAAGUCUCUAUCAUUUGAACUCAUGAGAUGACAUGAAAUGUUGCUUACCCUUAGCAACUUGCCAAAUGUUGUGAAUCAAGCCUUAAGUAUUUUUUCAGAUGCCUCCUUCUAUCCCAGCUCCUGUUUAACUUAAUUUUGUGAAGUUCCUCAGCUGCUGGAUAAGGAGGUAACAGGCAGGAGGUGGUUAGAUAUGAUAAGUACUUCUCUCUGGUUGCACCCAAAGUCUUUUUGGCUAUAAUGAAUAUAUACUUGAUCUUAACAUCAACCAUUACAAACACACAUUUCUACCCCAUGUUUUUUUUUUCCAAGUUUGUUCCUAUGGCCAAUUAUUGUUUUGAAUGUUGUGUCUUAUAAAAUCAGGCAGGAACACAUAAAAGCUAAUAUAGGCUUGAUGCAGAAUGUGAUAGCUUUGAGUGCCAUUAAGGUUGAAUGAGUGAAAAUGUUUUGAGUUGCAUGUACUGUGUAAGGCAAGUAUAUAAUAUGCUUGUAACACCGUUAACACCCCCAUCAUAUCACAUUGAGUAUGUAAAAUUCCACUUGUAGUAUGUUGCUUUUUUCCCUUCCUACAGUAUGUGCAAACCACUUCGGAAACAGGCGGCAAGCCUGCUGUAAGUAUGUACAGGUUUUGUGUAAGUUAUUAAUAGAAGGAGGAGACUUGUGGCUGGUUCAGCAGAGAGCAUAACACAAAGACUGAGUCUGGUAGAGAUGUGGACCGAUCCCUCACAACCAGAAAUUUGAAAUGGUUUCUCAUGUAUGGGAGACAAUGGGAAGAAAGAUACAUGAAAAGCCUUGUAAACAUUUUUUAAUUGUAUGAACACUGGGAACAAGCGACUUCCAGGAUGAGACGAAGCACACUCCCAACACAAGGGAAAGACUGUUCUGUUCUGGUGACUUGAGACGUCACAUCCUCCAGAGCAUACUUUUUGUUGUUAACAUGCAGAAAGAUACAUUUGUCUGAUAUAUGGGUAGUUGUCAUUAUUUUCAUAACAUGAUUUCUUAAUGAAUAAAAAAUAGUACUUUUAACUUGAAAUGUUUGUCUUCACUGGA
Messenger RNA from Myripristis murdjan (pinecone soldierfish), 7210 nucleotides. RefSeq names its product disco-interacting protein 2 homolog A. The transcript is spliced from 39 exons. Lineage: Eukaryota; Metazoa; Chordata; Actinopteri; Holocentriformes; Holocentridae. The record is from RefSeq and is a predicted model, not a curated record. Bases 345 to 5174 code for a protein of 1609 amino acids. Gene Ontology annotation, cellular component: cell surface.